Megalobrama amblycephala (Wuchang bream) is the source of this 2973-nucleotide messenger RNA. RefSeq names its product trichohyalin-like. The record is from RefSeq and is a predicted model, not a curated record. Lineage: Eukaryota; Metazoa; Chordata; Actinopteri; Cypriniformes; Xenocyprididae. The coding region runs from base 61 to 1782 and encodes 573 amino acids. The transcript has 11 exons.
UACAUCACAUUCUGUCUCUUUUCCAGCACGAGGGCCCUUGACCUGCAGCUGUGCGUGGUCAUGCGUGAGAUGGAGAGCGCGAGGGCGGAGAAAAACACCGUGCUUACAGAGCUGGAAAACGAGCGCUCUUGCCGCCUGCACCUCAGAUCGAGGUUUGUGCAGCAGCAGUGGCGUCUCAGGGAGGCUCUGGCCCUGCUGCAGUCGUCUCGUGGGGAGAUGACGACUGUUAAGAGCCAGUUAACUCACUUCCUGGAGACCUGGGAUAACAGCAAAGCACCGAUACAGCAGAGUUGCAUCAGUGCUGACGCAGAGCGUGCUCGUCUGAAACAGGAAGUGGAUGGAUUGCAGGCGGAGCUGAAGAGUCUGCAGGUGGAGGUGCCAAAGUUGAGGUCAUACCUGGAUGCAGCAAGAGAACAGAUGCUGCAGUUGGAGAACCAGGUCCAGUCCCAGAAACUACUGCAGAACCAAAACCAAGAAGCCCAGUCUCUCAUACAGGGCCUGAGGGAUGAGGUGAAGACUCUGAAAAUAGGUCUCCAGAAGAGCAUGCAUCAAAAAGAGCAUGUAAAGAAACUCCUGGAGAUAAAGUCUGUGGAGAAAGAGGAUCUGCAAGCGUUGUGGAGCGAACAGACGGCCGCCAUAGAGAGGCUGUCCCAAGACCUGAGGGAGAAGGAGGAGAGCCGGUUGUCAUGUCAACAAAGAUGCGAGUCCAUGCAGGAGCAGCUGUUGGCGUGGCAACAGAAGGAGGAGGAGGUAACCCAGAGACUGGAGCGGGCGGAGGGCGAGAUGAAGGACCUGAGAGUAGCCCGGUCCACUUUACAGCAGGAGAGACUUUCUUUUCACAGGGAGGAGUUGAGAAGAACUCACGUGGGAGAAUUGGAGAGACUGGAGGAGAGCUUCAGAAGGAGGCUGAACGCUGCAGAGGAGCACAGUUCAAAGAUGGAGGUUUUACUCCAGCAGAAACAGGCUGAGCAAGACAAACAGCUGAAACAGCAAGAGAUGGAGUUAAGAAGAGAAGCUGAAAUUGAACUGGACAUCCAAAGACAGAAAAACCAAGAGCUGCAGAACAAAUACCAGAGUGAAAACCAGCAACUACAAAACAAGAUUCCCGCUCUCAUUCAUUCAGCCACACAGGAGCUCCGGGAGGAGUUGGCAGAGCUACAAAAGCGUGUUAAUAAGCAGGAGGAGGAGAUGCAGCAUAUUCGUAAGAGCGCCUCCCAGAGGCAGCAGCAGCUACUGCAGGAGCAGAGGACGGGAGAGGCACAGCUGCAGUCGGCCCUGCAGGAGCUGCAGCAGAAGACGCAGGAGCUGAACCAGGCUCAGAGUCACAUACACAAGCUCAGAGAAGAGAGGGCCGCCCUAGAGGAAGAGAAGUGCUUUCUUGAGGAGACGGUAAGGCGUGAGUGUGAAGAGAGGGAAGAGCUGACAGCAGCGCUGACACUAGCCAAAGAACAACUCAAACACACCACCCAAAAUCCACAGGACACCCACACACACACCCGGCUCUCCAGAUCGACACUUAUGAACUCAGACCUCCCCGUCCCCAGACUCAAUCCCAGCCUUUCCCUUCCUCAGACACGUAACCACGGGACCUCAUCCAGUCAGAGCAGCAGACAGCGUUUGUCUGAGUGGCGUCCUGCUAGUGUGGGAAGAAGUACGGCUUCUUGGCAUGGAUCAUCAAUGCCCGCCCCCACCCUACCCAAAAUCAGCAAAGGUCGAGUUGCAUCAGUGAACAACUUGAGCAAAAGCAUUGUCACGGUGAGAAGCAGACAGGACAAACUCUGAUUCUCCCUAAAAAAAGACCUCUAGAUUGUGUGCUCAGUGGAAACGAGCAUCUAUUAUUAGUGCUGACAAAGUCACAUCGAUUACGAGGUCCAGGGCGUUACCCUGCCGUUGGCCCAAGAUGCGGGAAUAGGCUUCAGCAUCCCUGCGACCCAACAUAGGACAAGCGGCUUGAAGUACGGACGAACGGAUGGAUGGAUGGAUGGAUGGAUGAACAUGGUAAAGGCAUUGUUUCAUAACACCUCUGCCUCCAUCUGCUGGUCUAGUGAAAUCAUUACAGUUACUGUAUGUAAAACUGUAAAACUCUCAGUAUGGCAUUUCGAAUUUAACUUAGUUUAUCUUAAUCAACCUUUGACAUUUUAAUUCCCUAACAGCCUUAGUGUGACAAGAACCGAGAAAAGUAUUUUACUAAGCAUACUUGAACAUACUUAAAUGAAAGUAAACAUAUUUCCAAAUUGUACAAAAUAAUAUUUCAACAUAUUAGCUCACAUGAUAGAUACUCAUCUGUGAAAUUUAAACAACAAAGUUUGUGACUCAGGGAUCCAAAUAAUUUACAAAUGCUCCCAUAUUUUGUGAAAAAUAUGAUCCAUCUUAGGGUGUAUUAGACAUGUAAGAUAUUCCAGUGGUAUCAGUUCCAUUAACACUUUUUGCCAUUCGUUCACAGAAGGGGGUUUAUCAGUGUUCCCAAUGCAAAAGAAAGUUUUUCUGUGCUAAAGUCAUGCUAAAGUCUGCUAAAAUCACAAGGCCUUGGUCUGAAGCGCAUGGCGCAGGUGCACUUAGGGCAUGUCCACUGAAUCAACUUUUGCUAGUAUAAUGAUGGAAAAAACUGCCGCGCCAGGCACAUGGUCCAAAAAGGUUGUACCUAGUCUCUUAAUGCGUCAUGAACAUACAUCAGAGUGUCAUCUCCCAUUUCCUUUAAAAGCCAGGUGUGCUUGCGCCAUGGUGGAUUCGCUAUUUACAUGUAUAGACAAUAUGGACAUCCUCAACCUGAUGAGUCAGUUUUAAAUACGUGUGUAUUUGCACGAUUCCAGCCAAUUCCAUUUGUCAUUACUUCAAAUAGGUAAUUCUGACUAUCCAUUAUGGGCAUUUAUAUAUUAAAGGUGCCCAAGAACGUUCUUUCACAAGAUGUAAUAUAAGUCUAAGGUGUCUCCUGAAUGUGUCUGUGAAGUUUCAGCUCAAAAUACCCCAUAGAUU